Molecule: messenger RNA, 759 nt
Organism: Cylindrotheca closterium
Lineage: Eukaryota; Bacillariophyta; Bacillariophyceae; Bacillariales; Bacillariaceae
Source: the annotation of a GenBank genome assembly
AUGGUCAACAACAAAUCAUUUGAUGAGCGAUUCCUCACAAAUUACACCUGCAAACGACAAGUCUUCAUGUCAGCCUUUUUUAAGAACCUCGAUCUCUCCACGAUCAGCAAGAAGCGAAAAGCAUCACGUCCUCGAAAGAUGGCCAAUCCUUUCCCGAUGAAGCUAUACUCAAUGCUCCAAGAAGCUCGACAAAAACAAUGGGAAGAUGUCGUCAGCUGGGCUCCCGAUGGCCUUUCCUUUCGCGUCCACGACAUCGAUCGAUUCAUGACAGAUGUGCUUCCUAUCUACUUCAAUCAAAGCAAAUUCAAGUCCUUUCAAAGACAGCUAAACUUUUAUAACUUUACUCGCAUAAUGAACAACGGCGGGUUGGAAGGUGCCUACACGUACCGUCAUCGAUACUUGAUUCGAGGCAACAAAGAAAUGUGUACGAAAAUUAUCCGAAUUGUCGGUCAAGACAAGCCAAGGAAAAAAUCAUCUUCAAACAUCUCGUCAUCGACGCAGGCAGUCGAGGACAUGCAACCGAUACCUACGAAUUUAAUCACAAUCAACAAUGACAUCACGCCAUAUUGUCAACAGACUUCUAUGCUGCCAGAUACCGAAGAUCUCUCAACAUACCUUGCACCACCGCCUGCAGCGAUUGAUGAUGAUAUAAGCUUUCUUUUGAAUUUUGACGACACUCCCCUCGACCUUGAAGACCCUGUUUUCUUUGAUGGAAAGCAAUUUCAUCUAUUGUCAGACGAAAUUUCUACUAUAAUAUAG